This is a messenger RNA of Nilaparvata lugens (brown planthopper), 967 nucleotides long. RefSeq lists its product as uncharacterized. Lineage: Eukaryota; Metazoa; Arthropoda; Insecta; Hemiptera; Delphacidae. The transcript is spliced from 6 exons. Bases 137 to 649 code for a protein of 170 amino acids. The record is from RefSeq and is a predicted model, not a curated record.
UGAAAGCUUCAACAGUGAGCCGAGUUCCUUUCCUUCCAGUCAUGCUUGUUUGUUCAGAGCUGAACCUUAUCUUCAUACUCAUAUUGAUCAUAAUUUUAAUGUGCAUUCAUAUUAUUUGUUAUAAUAGAAGACAAAAAUGGGAAGCAGAGUCUGUGGAUUACCACUAAAAUGCGUUUCAACUGUGAUUGGCUCCUUGUUUCUGAUAAUAGCUGUGGUAUUAAUUGUGAUACUUUCAUGGGUUCUAAAGGCACUUUUGGAAUUGAAAGAAGUGGACGUCGGUGACGAAAAAUCUAUUAGCUGGAUUGCCCUAACCUGUUUACAAAUAUAUUUUGGGAUGAACAUUUUUAUGGUUUGUGGUUCAGUGGUGCUUAAUAUAUUUCUUCUGAUUGGAAUUUGUAAGAAAAAAUCCAGAUUUCUUCUACCAUUCAUAGUGUUCAAGUUAUUUACAACAGUCUGCGUAUCUCUUGGUAUGAUCUCAUACUCCCACACACUGAGAUCCACAAUAUUGUUAGUGCUAUAUUCAGUUACUGUUUUCACACUCCUGGCUAUAUUACACAUCUACUACAGGGAGCUUAAAGAGGAGAAGAAUGAAGAAAUGUCCAUCACCUUGGACACUUUGGGGAAUAACAAUAGAUCAAGUCAAAAAUGAUUUUUUGUACAAAAUAUGCAUCAACAUUUAUAAGUAUUGAAACCUGAAACAUCAUUGUACAAAACAAAUAACCUUUCCUCAAUAUAUUCAUUUUAAACAUUGUUAUACAGUACUAAUAGACAGAUAUAGCAGUAAUAAUUUUUCCUUGUAAAAAACAAAAAUCACCUUCUCCUAAAUAUAUUGAUUUUAAACAUUGUUAUACAGUACUAAUAGACAGAUAGGCCUAUAGCAGUAGUAAUUACACUGAAGUGUGAUUGUUGGUUGAAAUAAAUGUAUCUAAUUUUUUAAAAAAAUAAACCUUGAAAAGAUAAAAAAAAA